GCUCCCGGAAGUAACGCAGUAAUUUAUUUUUCAUUCUCAAACGUCAUUGUUGUUUUCACGCGUUUUCCUUGUGUUAAUAAAAAUAAUUCAGUUAAUCGUUUCUGGCAUUUAGUUCUGAUGAAACACAGUCAACACGGGCCCGAUCUUUCGAUUAAAUCCGUGUCUAUCUGCAUGAACAGUGUUGUGUUUAGUUGUUGUGUGUCUGUAGCAGUUGCUCAGUUCUCGGUCCUCUGAACACAUGAGUGUGUCUCUGGUUGUGAUCAGACUCGAACUCGCAGAUCAGUCUGAUUCCCCGCACGGCUUUCAAUACUGCGCCGUUUCAGAGAUGUCAGAGGAUGAGAUGAGAGAGAAAGCGCUGGGCUCCGCCAGAGCGACGCUGGGCAGUAAAACGGAGCUGGAGCGAGCAACCAUCCUCCACCAGCACCUGGGCAGCCGCGUCAUGAGCGACAUGGUGAUCGAGACCUUCCAGCCCAGCGCAGGAGUUGAGGAAGGUAAAGAAGAUCUGAAGUCCAUAGGAGACGUAAAUAGAGAAGACAAAGAUCAAACGGACAUGAGCGUGACUCCAGACUCUCCCUCUAAACAGCUGCCGGAUCAGAUCUCGUUCUUCAGCGGAAACCCGUCAGUGGAGAUUGUCCACGGCAUCAUGCACCUCUACAAAACUAAUAAGAUGACGUCACUCACAGAGGACGUGCGGCGCAGCGCGAUGCUGUGUGUCCUCACCGUACCCACCACCAUGACCAGCCAUGACCUCAUGAAGUUUGUGGCUCCAUUCAAUGACGUCAUGGAGCACAUGAAGAUCAUCCGUGACUCCACACCCAACCAGUACAUGGUGCUGGUCAAGUUCAGGAGUCAGGCCGAUGCCGACAGCUUCUACACGACAUGCAACGGCCGCCAGUUUAACUCCAUUGAGGAUGCUGUCUGCCAGUUAGUCUAUGUGGAGAGGGCAGAAGUCAUAAAAUCUGAAGAGGGGGCCAGUUUACCUGUGAUGGAUCUGACUGAGCUGCCCAAGUGUACCGUGUGUUUGGAGCGCAUGGACGAGUCCGUCAACGGCGUGUUGACCACCCUGUGCAACCACAGCUUUCACAGCCAGUGUCUGCAAAGAUGGGAGGAUGCAUCGUGUCCUGUAUGCAGAUACUGUCAGACUCCUGAACCUGUGGAGGAGAACAAGUGUUUUGAGUGUGGAGUGCAGGAGAAUCUGUGGAUCUGUCUCAUCUGCGGUCACAUUGGCUGUGGACGCUACGUUAGUCGUCAUGCCUACAAGCACUUUGAGGAAACGCAGCACACUUACGCAAUGCAGCUGACCAAUCACAGGGUCUGGGACUACGCUGGAGAUAACUACGUCCAUCGGCUUGUUGCCAGUAAAACCGAUGGGAAGAUGGUGCAGUACGAGUGUGAGGGCGACACAUGUCAGGAUGAGAAGAUCGAUGCACUGCAGCUUGAGUAUUCAUAUUUAUUAACCAGCCAGCUGGAGUCUCAGCGGAUUUACUGGGAGAAUAAAAUAGUUCAUCUGGAGAAAGACACAGCGGAGGAGAUCAACAACAUGAAGGCCAAAUUCAAGGAGACGAUUGACAAGUGUGACAGUUUGGAGCGGAAAAUAAACGAACUCACCAAAGAAAAACAAUCCAUUGAAAAGAAAUGUUCACAGCUGAACAACAAAGUGGUGAAGCUCAGUCAAGAGCUGCGGGAGGAGCAAGAGAUGAACCGAUGCCUGCGAGCCAAUCAGACGCAGCUCCAGGCACAGCUGCAGGAGGAGGAGAGGCGGGCUCACGAGAUGUUGGCCAAUAAAGACGGCCAGAUCGCCGAGCUGCAGGAGCAGCUGCGGGACGUCAUGUUCUACCUGGAGACGCAGCAGCACAUCGACCGCAUGCCGGCGGACACCCGACAAGAAAUCCAAGAGGGUCAGAUCAACAUUGCUGCGGCCCCCACUGCCCCACAGCCUGGGCCCUCGACCCACGGCACCGGCAAACUGAGUGGCCGGAAAGGACGAUCCAAGAGGGGAAAGUAACGAAAGAUGUUGCGUUUAGUAUAUUCAGUGCUUAACGGAUGGCAGAAAUGUUGCACAGGAAAUGAGGAAGUUUGAAUAAUCAUCCUUCCUCAUGUCAGAAGCUCUAAUAUAUUACGAUUUGUUCACUACUAUCUCGCACGAGGACACCAGUACUGCUUAGAAAUGUAGCUCGACCUGUUUUAUAUGAAAACAAAGUGCUGUUCUUGUCGCAGAAUUUUAUUUUCGUAUCUUUUUAGUGUCCUCAUAGCUGGAAGAUGUCAUUUUUUCAUUUACUUUGUAGAAAUUACUGAAUAUUGCUUUCUGCAGUUCUGACAGAUGAAUCUCAAAAAAUUAAUGUCAUGUUUCACUCAGAAAAAAAAAGAAAUAAUAUUUUGCUUUAAUGCAUCUGGAAUAUUUUUUAAAGUCAUUUCUGUUUUUUUUUUUUUUUUAAUUUGCAUUAAAACCCCCCAAAAAAUCUGUAUUAUAUGGAAGUCAGUUUUUUCCAAAAAAGAAUUUCUCUCAAAUCUGAGUAUAUAUCUCAUAAUUCUGACUUCUUUCCUCUGAAUUCUGACUGUACCUAGCAUUUUUUUAAUAAAAAAUGGGAUUUAAAAAAAGUAAUUGUGACUUUGAGAAAAAUGAUGCAAGAUAUACACUUGCAAUUCUAAGGAAAAAGUCAGAAUUGCAAGAUAAAUCUGGAAAAAAAUUUUUUUAACUGUAAUGCAUCUGGAAUGCAUGUGGAAGACCUUUUUCCAGAAAAAAAAUAAUACAGAAUUGUGAAAAAAAAAAUUGAAAAAAAGUUCAGCUGCAAAAAAAUUUAAAUUCUGAGGGAAAAAAAAUGUCAAAGAUUUAAAUCUGAGUAUACAUAUCUCAUAAUUGAGUUUUUUCUCUGAAUUCUGAGUGUACCUAACAAUUUUUUUUAAACAAAAAAAUAAAUAAAUAAAUAAAAAGUAAUUGUGACUUUGAAAAAAAUUAUCAGAGUUGUAAGAUAUAACAAAAACUCUAACUUUUUCCUCUAAAUCCAGGGUUUACAUCUCCUAAUUUUUAUUUUUUUGAUUAAUUGAAUCAAUCAAUAAAUUAUAUGAAUAUAAGUGCUAUCAAACGAUUAAUCACAUCCAAGUGAGUUUUUGUUCACAUAAUGUGUGUAUACUGCUUAUAUUUAUUAUGUAUAUGUACACACAAUAUAUAUUUUGAAAAUAUUUACAUGUAUAUAUUUUUAUUCAUAUAAUUAAUAUUAUAAGUAAAUAUAUUUAAUAUACAAACAUAACAUUUUUUCUAAAAAAUAUUAAAAAUAUAUAUACAUAAUAUAAAUAUACAUCAUAAAUGUACACUGUACACAUACAAAUAUUAUGUAAACAAAAACUUUUAUUUUGGAUGCGAUUAAUGUUUGACAGCACUACCUGUUUGGCCCUACAAUAAAUACUACUAAAUACUAUAAUUUAAAUAAUAUUAAUAUACCCUCUUUUUUGCAUUAAAAAACUUGCAAACAAAAUGUAACUGUCAUGAAUACAACAGGCUACGCCUCAUAAUAGGCUGCAUUUAAUUUCUGCAAAAUAUAAUUUCUUCUUUCUUUGGAUUCAGGCUGAAAUCUGACAUUUUUGAUGAGAUUCAGCUCAUUGUGAGAAGUAUUAUGAUCGCAGAUCACAGGUGUGGUACUGUAACCCGCAGUCACAAUGACUUGAUGCACAGAAAGGCGCUUUUGUAGUGAAAGGGCUCGUCCGCUUCAUGAUGUCAUUUGGUUAAUAGACACACACUGUACGAAAUCAUGUGGCUUUUGUCAUAUUUCACCCUCUAACACAUCCACCCACUUAUUUUUAGAACGUUAUACAGAGUCACUCUUUGUUUUGAGACAUUUUUGUAGUUUCCACACCCUUCUCGGCGGUUACAAAUGCGUGGGAUUGCUGAAGGGUAUAAAUAACUUUUGACAAGAACAAACCGCAACCAUUUAACACCCUUUAAAUAUGUGUGGUUGUCCAACUGUUGAAACUACAAAUAAAUUCUGAGGUAACUUCACUAGCAAAGCACUAAUAGAGAUUGUAAAAAUUAUGAGGGUAAAGAAAUAGUUAUAUAUAGGCAUUUUUACUCACUUGUAUCGCCGUGUGGUGAAACAACAGGCCGUUAACGUUACCUACGAAUGGCAGUGAAGACGAGUCAUCAUUACGACGAAUAAACUACUUUUGUUGCUUAAUAAACUGACAGCCUGUUUGCUAAUCUUUAACCCGUUUGACAUUACAUUUUUAUUUAGGAGUGAGCUAUAUUCGGAGUUUAGAACGAAAAAUAAAGCAGUCACUGACAACUUUGCGACAGCUAGUAUUUAGAUUAUGGCGGUUGUCAUCAAUGAUCGACCGUUGCAAAACUCGAAAGCCAUUAAAUGACGUGACUAUAAAUUAUAUAAUUUUAAAAUGUAGAUUUUUAAAUAUUAAUUGUACACAUUGAUAUAAAAUUAUAAAAUUCUAAUUUUGUAAAGAAAAUAAUUAUAAAACAAUUCAUCAAUGAUCGACCGUUGCAAAACUCGAAAGCGAUUAAAUCACGUGACUAUAAAUUACAUAAUUUUAAAAUGUAGAUUUUUAAAUAUUAAUUGUACACAUUGAUAUAAAAUUAUAAAAUUGUAAUUUUGUAAAAAUAAUUAUAAAACAAUUCAUCAAUGAUCGACCGUUGCAAAACUCGAAAGCGAUUAAAUCACGUGACUAUAAAUUAUAUAAUUUUAAAAUGUAGAUUUUUAAAUAUUAAUUGUACACAUUGAUAUAAAAUUGUAAUCUUGUAAAGAAAAUAAUUAUAAAACAAUUCAUCAAUGAUCGACCGUUGCAAAACUCGAAAGCGAUUAAA
Messenger RNA from Labeo rohita (rohu), 4807 nucleotides. RefSeq names its product BRCA1 associated protein (gene brap). Gene Ontology annotation, biological process: protein ubiquitination; Ras protein signal transduction. Gene Ontology annotation, molecular function: ubiquitin protein ligase activity; zinc ion binding; nucleic acid binding. Bases 239 to 2005 code for a protein of 588 amino acids. Lineage: Eukaryota; Metazoa; Chordata; Actinopteri; Cypriniformes; Cyprinidae. Gene Ontology annotation, cellular component: cytoplasm. The record is from RefSeq and is a predicted model, not a curated record. The transcript has 12 exons.